Molecule: messenger RNA, 2177 nt
Organism: Tigriopus californicus
Lineage: Eukaryota; Metazoa; Arthropoda; Copepoda; Harpacticoida; Harpacticidae
Product: pentatricopeptide repeat-containing protein 1, mitochondrial-like
Exons: 1
Coding region: 193-2079 (628 amino acids)
Molecular function (GO): protein binding
Source: RefSeq, a predicted model, not a curated record
GAUGCAUAUCAUCCAAUUCUUCAAUCCAACCCAUCGAAAAUAAAGGGAAUAUUGGGAAGUUGCGUGAUUUGCAUCAGGGUCCGCAUUGUUUGUACACAUUCUGGGACUAAAGUUGUGUUAGAUGUGAUAUCCCGGUGAUGAGCAUCACGAAGCGUUCAAGACAAAGUGUCGUGGUCCUUCAAGUCUCGCAGAAUGUUCCUCGUUAGAUCCGUAUCCUUGACACGGGUUCCCGGGCUUCGAUUAACUUAUCUGUGUCAAAACAUUGCCUCCAAACAAUGGUAUUCUCAAGAACCAAUCGAGCAAGAAGUCACUUUUGGCAAGCUAGCCGAAGAGGCCAGUUUGAUACUCAAAUCCAGCAUAGACCGUGGCGUAGCCUUGGAGAAGUUCCAAGACCAUGACGCGUUGGAUAAAAUGGAGGCUAAAAUUGCAGACACCUAUCGUCCGCGACCCUCCGAUUACUUGUAUCAAAUCCACCAGUUCUUGUCCAAGAACGAUUUGAAAAGCGCGCUCAAUGUUCUUGAGCGCGACAUGCGACAGGAGUACGUCAAACCAGCUGUUGGCCACUUCCGGUUGCUGAUUCAUGCUUGCGGUAAAGUGGGCCACGUGCGUAAAGCGUAUGAGCUGUACAAAGAGUAUGUAUCUCGCAGCUUGGAUUGGAACCAUGGGAUUCUGGCAGACAUGUUCAAUGCUUGUGCUAAUGCUUCGGAGAAACCGUAUGCUUUGGCCAAAGCUAAGCAGUUAAGACUCAAUCUAGCCAAGCGCAAUGUUCAAAUGAGUAAAGUGACUUAUCAUAAUAUGCUCAAAGCUUUUGGUCGUUGCGGUGAUCUGGAACUGGCCUUCUCGAUCUUGGACGAGAUGAAGACUAAGAAUGUAUUGAUUGAUUCUGAGACACUAAAUCACUUACUUCAUGGAUGCGUCAGUGAUAAAGAAGCCGGAUUUAGACACGCCAUUGCUGCCUGGAAAUUGGUGGAGAAGAAGAAAGUCCGACCUGAUAGUUUUUCCUAUAAGCUUUUGCUUCGAGCGACCCAGGAAUGCGGUGCAGGAGAUCAAAGCUUUUAUUAUGAUAUACUUUUAGCUUGCAUGACUGUGGAAGAAGCACGGGAACAUCGACAGAAAGUCCUUAACUCUGGUCAGGCUCAAAGCCAAUAUCAACCUGGUCCCAACAAUGGCGAAAUGAUCGAAAAUGGACUACAAACCGUGGAUAGAAGUCAAUUGGUUGCCAAUCAGGCAAAUCAUCUCCCCAACGUGUUGCACCAAAAACCCAAUCUCAACGGUGUCAUUGGACUGGGAAGUCUUUUGACGCCUCAAAACAGAUUUCUCAUUUUGGGUGGAUUGGAUGGGUUCUUUGCUCACUUGAAAAGCCAAAAGAUCAAGCCUGAUAUCAUCACAUUCACUCUGGUGCUUAAUCUCAUUCCGGAUAAUGUUCAAGCGGAAGCUGACUUGCUCCAGAAGAUUGGCCACUUCGAUGUGAAACCGGAUAUUGACUUUUUCAACCAACUCAUCAAACGGCGAGCCAUGAGGAAAGACUACGCCCAUGGAAAAGAUACCCUUCAGCUUGUGAAUAAGUUCGGGCUCUCCAUUGAUAUCAUGACCUAUGGCAAUUUGGCGUUGUGUUGUGACUCACGUGUGAGUGCCUUAGAUCUAUUACGCGAUAUGGAAGAAAACAGCUACAAACCAACAAUAGAGAUCCUUCACGUUUUCUUAAAAGGUGCUGCCAUGAGAAAAAGUCCCCGUGAUGUACUCCUUUUCAUGCAAAUCAUGGAUCGAAAUGCUAUCAAACCCAAUCCCAGAGUGCUCAAGACAUUAGAGAAGUUCAAUCAAAUUUUCAAGAAUCUUGUCAAACAAUGGGAGCGAGGUGAAAAAGACCUGUACCAACUUCCCAAACCCAUGCACUACGAGGUCAAGAAUGGCUUUGAAUAUUGGACAAAGUUUGCCCAUUUCUACAAGUCGUGGCUCCGUAAAACCGAAAUGGAUCCUUUGGAACACCCUUUAAAGCAAUAUCUCACUGACAAAGACAUGAAAAAGGCAGAUGAGGGUGUGCCUUAUUUGAAACGAAUAAUUGAUCACUCGGAUUCAUGAAAGGUCAAUGCCCAAAGACGACUUUAUCAUUUUGUUCCUACGUCAUGCAACGCUUUGACACGAUUUCAUACAAGAAGGAAAUAAACGCUAGAAAUAAU